GGCCAAUCAUUCGUAAAAACUUGAAAAAAUACUGUAACUUAAUUUCAUGGAUGGAAAAUCUGUAUCAUUUUGCUGCACUCAAGCAGAAUAUGUCAUUGGAUUUUGUUUUAACCAAAUUCAGUCAUCAAAGUUUGCCAAUACUCACGAGAGGUCUUUAUCCCUUGGACAUACGUUAAUGCUAGCGUCUGCACUCGAAAAGCAGGAAAAAUGGAUUGAGGAAAGCAAAAAUAAGAAUGUUAACAAAGCUAGUUUGUUUAAGUGCCUGCAGGAUAAUGCAAGGAAAAAUUUUCUUACAAGGUCAUCAUUGGUUCGCUGGUUUGGAACGUAUGAUCAUAAGUCAACAGACAGACAAAUCAUCCUCAAACAUGAGCGACAAUACAUUCUGGAACAUUUAUACAAAUGCCAAAAACAAGCGGUGACAUUUGACCCUUUCCCCGAAGAACAACUGCACCAAACAUCAGAGGAAGGAGGAAAUAUUUUCAAAACACUUUCUAUUUUACUUCUGAAACGAGAAUCUGAAAUAAAAGAGGCAACUUACAAAUAUCACGAAAACUGUCCAGAUGUAAAUCUGAGGCCAAUUUGUGGAAUCACCUCUGAUCGCUGGAAAACAUAUAUACAAGAAAACGAAGGAGAUUUAGUCCCAUUUAUCCUUGACGCAAUUAGUAACCUUUUUAAUGUCACUAUUAAAAUAUUUUGCAUCGUUUCGAAAGAGUUAACAAUAUUCUACCCUAAUGAAGAUACACAAGAAGAAAUUGCGAUUGGCCAUCGAGGAGGAAAGACGUACGUUCCACUCAAGGAACUCCAAAAAGAUGUGGACAUUAAAAGGUUUGAGGAAAAACAAGCUGCUUACCUUCAAAUCAAUGAAAACUUGGAUAAACUUAAGAUAGAACUGGAGGAAACCGACAAGGAUAUAAAAUCUAACCAAAGUCGUAUAAAACGUCUUGAAAAAGCAAUUGCAGACUUAAAACAAAGAAAGGAAGACAUAGAAAAAGAAAUCGAGGAAAAAUCUAGACAAUAUGAAAAAGAAAAAGAUAAAGUGCAGAAGAUCAAGAAAAGGGUUCAAGUUUUGAAUGAAAAAAGGGUGAAAAUGGAAAACUUCUUAAAACAAGCUGCCGGGGUCGCUGAAGAAAUAGUAUCUGAUUUAGAUGAGUUAGACGUAAGUAGAGAAGAUCACAAGAAAAUAUCGCUUUCUGAAUCCCAGACCCCUGUGGAACCACAAAAGAUAACACCGAAAAGAUCUGUCCGAGAAUGCACGAAAACUACGAAGUCGACAACCCACAAAUGAUAUCAAAGACGAAAGAAGCAAAUCAA
Messenger RNA from Saccostrea cuccullata (small rock oyster), 1311 nucleotides. RefSeq lists its product as uncharacterized. The transcript has 4 exons. The record is from RefSeq and is a predicted model, not a curated record. Lineage: Eukaryota; Metazoa; Mollusca; Bivalvia; Ostreida; Ostreidae. Bases 47 to 1285 code for a protein of 412 amino acids.